Messenger RNA from Periophthalmus magnuspinnatus, 2416 nucleotides. RefSeq names its product lysosomal protein transmembrane 4 alpha (gene laptm4a). The transcript is spliced from 7 exons. Gene Ontology annotation, cellular component: lysosomal membrane. The record is from RefSeq and is a predicted model, not a curated record. NCBI's taxonomy places the organism in Eukaryota, Metazoa, Chordata, Actinopteri, Gobiiformes, Gobiidae. The coding region runs from base 94 to 852 and encodes 252 amino acids.
CUCCCGCUCCGCUCUCCGUGCCGUGUCCGCUCCUCCCGCUGCUGUGUGCGGGUCCUGUCGCUCUCUGUGUCCGGGUCGUAUCGCUCGCUGUGCAUGCUCAGAGGCUUGUUCCCGUCCGGGCCUGAGCUCUUGAUGUUCCUCCCUCCGUUCGUAGAGGACAUGCAUCACUUCAAACCGUUUCGGGACAGACUGUACUCGACCCGGUGCUGCGGGUGCUGUCAUGUCCGGACGGGCACCAUCAUCCUGGGGACGUGGUACAUGGUGGUGAACCUGUUGAUGGACAUCCUGCUGACCGUAGCAGUGAGCCACCCUGGCAAUGUGCCCACCAUCGACCUGCAGUACGAGGUCAUCGACCACUACUUUGCCUCAGACCGCAUGUCCGAAAACGCCUGUGUGGGGUUUGCCAUCUCUCUGCUGAUGCUCACCAUCAGUGCCAUGCUGGUGUACGGAGCCAUCACUCACCGUGCCGGCUGGCUCAUCCCCUUCUUCUGUUACCAGCUGUUUGACUUUGCGCUCAGCUGUCUGGUGGCCAUCAGCUCCCUCACCUACCUGCCCCGCAUCAAGGACUACCUGGACCAGCUGCCGGACUUCCCGUACAAGGACAACCUGCUGUCCAUGGACUCCAGCUGCCUGCUCAUGUUUGUGCUGGUCUUCUUCGCCUUCCUCAUCCUCCUCAAGGCCUAUUUGAUCAACUGUGUGUGGAACUGCUACAAAUACAUCAACAACAGGAACAUGCCCGAGAUCGCUGUGUACCCUGCCUUUGAGACCCCUCCCCAGUACAUUCUCCCCACAUACGAGAUGGCCGUGAAGAUGCCCGAGAAGGAGCCUCCCCCUCCGUACAUGCCCGCUUAGAGUGUAGGCCCACCCCCCUUCACCACUAACACCAUUCCUGCCACCGCACUCCCAUCUGAGCCCUGUGCACCCUCACGGACCUCCCUCCACCCUCCCCAUGUGUAUCACCUGUCCAAUAACAAGAGGAAGAGCAAGGAGGAAGAGGAGGAGGAGGAAGAGUAGUCUACCAGCUUUUGUGUCAAACAUGUUCAGAUCAGACUUGUAUGAGGACUUCUGCUUUGAAAUGGCCUAAUAAUAGGUUUGGAUAUGUUUGGGAAGUUUCAGAUUUUGUUUGAUUAAAUGUAUGACGUGCAAAAGAGUUGGUGUAUAUUAUCAACUGACAGAAAAUGUGAGUUUCCAAGAUACAUUUGCAAAUUUGCUUAGCAAAUGUAACUCCAGCCAUUAAAGAAGACCUAUUGUGCUCGUGUCUGCUCCAUAGUUAUAGUGUCUGACACCCGUGGAUCAUUGUUAGAAUUUGGUCAUUUUAAAUUGCAAUAUUGGUCUGAAAUGACUUAAAGAGGAAGUGUUAUGCAAAAUCAACUUUUGCAGCUUUCUACCAUGUUAUAACAUUGUUCCCUCAUCAAGAGCAUGCCUAAAGAGGGUUUAGAUGUCAUCCAUGCAUGUUUGAGUAAUCUAGUGAUCUCUCGUAGGCACUAUUUGUAUCUCUUACCCUUAGCAGUAUGAUCCUAAGUUACAGUACGGUCCUGUUUGGGUGAAUAUAGCAUUUUCAAAACAAAAAGUAACAUGGUGAUCUAAAUAUGUUAUGUGUUAGCUGUUAAUACCCCAUAGAUGUGUAAUACCCCCUUUUUAGCCAAAAAAAAAAGGAAAAGAGCAGACUCCACCUGCUUCUUUACAGAACGAACACACAGAGCAGUGGGCGUGUACCGGUGGUGGUGAACAUAGGGGUAGAUCGGAGCAAUGGCAUCUUAAGUACAGGAGAAUAAAGAUUACUCGAACAUGCACGAAUCACUCCAAAUACAACCUCGAGUGGGAUUUUGCAUAAUACGUCUCCUUUAAGUUUAACCCUCCGCUGCUUCUGUUUUUGGAAAUUUUCAGAAUAUUUAAAGUGUCGUCCAAAAUUUGCGCAAUUCAAAACUAAAACUGUUAGAUUUUUGGACAAAUAUUCUUGCUUUUGUCUGUGUAAUCUGAACGUGCCAUGUCUCCAGCACCAUCGCAUCUAUAGUGAAAUAUGAAAUGAAAAGUUAUAACUAUGACAAUCCACUUUUAGCUCUUCUUGUUAGCCUCGUGUUGUUUUGUUGGCCUUUAAUAUGACGCCUUUCCCGCUCGGGUCUUUGAAUGCUUAUUUAUUUAGCCUUGUUGUAGUUUAGUUCACUUGAAAUACAUUUUUGACCCACUUUUGCUGACGGGAAUGGCUGCCGCUGUGAGAAUUUUUUUUUUUUUUAAAGAGGAGAGGGUCGGACCACAGACAGACAGGUGUUGCUCCUGUCAGGUCCUGCAGUAGAGUGAAGACAGGAGCCGGAACUGUCACCUGUCGCUGCAUGCUCCCUGCCUUUGCUUUAACCUGUAAAGAUUUAUGUUAGUGGAAAAUACAUUUGAAUUCAAUAAAAGUUUAUGAUCCAUCAAA